Gasterosteus aculeatus aculeatus (three-spined stickleback) is the source of this 2548-nucleotide messenger RNA. RefSeq names its product guanylyl cyclase-activating protein 2. Gene Ontology annotation, molecular function: calcium ion binding; calcium sensitive guanylate cyclase activator activity. Lineage: Eukaryota; Metazoa; Chordata; Actinopteri; Perciformes; Gasterosteidae. The record is from RefSeq and is a predicted model, not a curated record. Gene Ontology annotation, biological process: visual perception. Gene Ontology annotation, cellular component: cone photoreceptor outer segment; photoreceptor inner segment.
UGUCAGACAUGUAGACCUACACACCUCUGUGACUGGAGAUCAAGUGAUUACCGAGCUGGUCGGAUUAGCAGCUGAUCAGAGGUCAGCUGGAGGCGACCUGUGACCACUUUGACCCAGACUGUCGCAUCGCUGCCAUCCACUCAGUUCCAUCACAGCCAGCGGGAGGCCAUGGGCCAGGAGGAGAGCCACAGCGGGGAGAUGAACCUGGCUCAGAUCCAGGAGCUGUGCCUGGUCUUCAUGAAGGAGUGUCCCAGCGGCGCGCUGCACCUGCACGAGUUCAAGAGGAUCUUCGGGGUGGUGAGCAGCUCGGCGGAGGAGUCGCUCUACAUCGAGACGGUGUUCCACUCCUUUGACACCAACAAGGACAACACGCUGGACUUCAUCGAGUACGUGGCGGCGCUCCACCUGCUCCUGAGGGGGAACCUGGAGGACCGGCUCAAAUGGUCCUUCAAGAUGUACGACACGGACGGGAACGGCAUGCUGGACCGGCACGAGGUGAAGCAGAUCAUCCAGAUUCUUCAUAAAAUCAAACUCCAGAAGAGUGACAUCAGCAUGACGCCAUCGGAAAUCUGUGACCGGAUCUUUGACCUGGUGGAUCAGAAUCAUGACGGUCAGAUCACCUUGCCUGAGUUCAUGGAGGGAGCUCAGAAGGACGAGUGGCUCAUGAACCUGCUCAAGUUGGACGUCAACGCCACCGGUUGGGUCAUCCAGAACUGCGGGAAGUUACCGUGACCUCCCCCUUGGUGGGAGGCGCCACUUGCAGGUUUUUCUUUGAGGCCGACUCAGAGGUGUGUCUCACCUGUUUCUCACCUGUGGCUCACCUUUGUCUCCACGUUGAGCUUCCUGUGACUCAAAGCCGGAGCUCGUGAGUUCUGCUGUGAUUUUGAUUCCUCGCUGCUUGGCCUCUGGACUGUUGUGGCCUUCAGCUGAUGUCUCUAUCUUGAGGCACCUCAUGCUCACUAAGAACUUGGACUAUAAAUGCUUAAUUUACCUCAUUAUUGAUACGUUUCACAUUGUGUUUGACAUUCAGAGUAUUACACAGAACUAUUCACCGGUGAGGUGAAUAUUUCUGUUCACCCAGUGGUUUGAUGGCUUAGUAACUGAAUCCUUAGUGGUUGAUUUCCUUGGCUCUCUUCUUCAAAAAUCUAAAAACAUGAACAAAUAGAUUAUUACCAUUGGGUUUAUUUUAUUUAUUGUUUCCCUCGCAGGAUUUUGGACCUCGAGAGUCUUUGGAGCUGUUCAUCUGUGGUUUAUUGGUUUGCGUUAGUCCAGUAAUCUACAGGUGGAGGUGACACACAAACAUAUGCAGCAAUGUGCCAGCAGAGAAAGGAGUAGAAUAAAGCGGGAUGUUAACAGUAGUGGAUUUUAAAGACCUUCUGUCCUUUGAUUAGGCUACACAAUGGUACUGAACCCAAUGGUACUGAAAAGUGUCAUGAAAGUGUCAUGACCUUCGAGGCUGUGGUGACUUUCACAAUUAAAAUAAAUGAAAUAGUUUAGAGACUAUAACUUUCUGUUUGCCAAUGAAGAACAUUGGUUUGAAGGAUCCACUGGAUAUGUUUUGGUGUUAUUACAUAUCACUUAGUGAUGCAGAGGUUAUUUUACAGAAUUCUUAACCAAGAAAAACUGUUUUUACAACUUGAUACAAGUUGUGUUUCUGGCAAACACUGCAACCCCCCCCCCCUCUCUUCCCCUCUCCCCCAAAAAAUAGUUGAAUACUUGUGUUCCUUUUAGCUCUAGCUUUGGUCUCCACCACCUUUGGAAGGAAACAUCUGUCUCAUUUAGUGCUCCACCUUGUUCCCCGGCUGGUCGGUUGACCCCUGUUCUCAUUUUCUAUAAUAGUUUGACUCAUUGCGGUUUUGAAUAUGUUGAUGCAGCUUUGUGAGAGCACGUCGCCAAAGUACCAUCUUCAGUAUCUCUUCUGUUUGUGGCUCUCCAUCACAACGAACCUUAACAUUUCUGCAGUGAGACUGAACUAACAGACUGAUGUUUAAUUGACUCAUUUAUUUCUGCAGUUGCCAUUUUCAUCUGGUAAUAAAGAACCACAAAACAAAAUGACAAAAUAUCAUGUAUUAAUUUUUUUAGGUACUGUAUAAAGGGGAAGAGAUGGUUUCAGAUGUGAAUCUAUUUUGUUAUUAAGAACAUUUUAUGUACAUAUUCAUACACACAAUAUUUUCGUAACUUUCUGGACGUGUCUUUUUGUGAUUCUGUCACUUGGUGUCACUUGGAUUCAGAAAUGUGCAAAUCCUACUCACAGAGGGUUCAAAGUAAAUCCUCAAAGGCUCCGGAUCAGUCCGUGUGCGGCAGGUCAUAGAUCUCAUGUGUGUAAGUAGUUCUCACGUGACAUUAUCCAGGUCACGUGACGUGAUCAAGAACAGGUAUGGGUGUUAAGUGAGAAGAACGAGGUUGUUGGGUUGUUGAGUUGUUCUGAAACAGAUGUGAUAGAAAGAGGGAGUGGAAACCGUCUCAGGUUAUUACAAGACCUGCUGCAAAUGGAGAAGAGGAGGUUUCAAUAGGUUGUGAGCAAGGGUGGGCUGGAAGAAAGGAAUGG